UGUAUUCUCACCAGCUUCUGAGCUCCUCUUUUGUAUGAAAUAUUCUGGAUUAACUGAUCAUCACCAACAUCUGUCUCUGCUCUCUCUGCGGCCUGCCGCCGCCGCCGCCGCUGCUGCUGCCGCUGCCUCUGCACAUUCUCCGCGCUCACCUCCCCAUCCCGCGCCGCGACCACAUUUGUCCGCGCAGCAAUCGCUCGCGAUGAUCCUCGCUGCUCGAAAACCAGUGUCUGACAGACGCCAUGUGUCUGCUGUUAACUUGCCGACGAUGAACUCUGGCAGAGUGGAUCCGACACCAACAUACAGCGCUUCGAGUUGUACUCAUCUCUCUAGUCUGCCGCAAUACCUUCCUCCUGCCCCUCCUGCGCGACACUUCUCAGAGCCACCCCAUCAGUUUCGGAAUCAGAGGGUUGAUUCAGGUCAGAGGAGUGUGAGUAAUACCCACGAGCGUCGACGGAGCGAGGCUGAAUAUCAGGAUGUGGUCGCUCAACUUCGGUUAUACCUCGCGAUCGUGAAACUCGUCGUCUGCGGUUCGACGUUUCUGUAUAACAAUAUUCUUGGAGUUAUAGUUUCUAUGUAGGAGGUUUGCUAUUGCCUACGUGCUUAAUCUGUUUAUUCUGACAUUACACGCAGAUUUAUCUUCGCCCAACCCUUUUGCGACCAGAUCCCCACUCUUCCGAUCCUCCAAACCCUCUUCUUCCGCCUAAAACCCCCCGCUCCGCUCCCGCAGCAGUCCGACUUUCCCCGUCUAUCGUCAAGAACACCCUCUCACAACUCAAUCUCGCGAGACCUGCUGGUUGAAAAACGACGGCCGCGAACGACGUCGGCGUCAGCGGCUGAAGUUGGAGGGGCUAGGAACUACGGCGGUGUUGCCAAUUCCGCUCUUUUUUAUUCUUAAAUUCUGGGUGUGCUUUUUUACAAUUACUCUAAUGAGUCAAAAUUUGUGCACUGGGAAAUAAAAAUAUAC
Myxozyma melibiosi is the source of this 964-nucleotide messenger RNA. RefSeq lists its product as uncharacterized. The coding region runs from base 35 to 577 and encodes 180 amino acids. The record is from RefSeq and is a predicted model, not a curated record. NCBI's taxonomy places the organism in Eukaryota, Fungi, Ascomycota, Lipomycetes, Lipomycetales, Lipomycetaceae. The transcript has a single exon.